Acanthoscelides obtectus is the source of this 239-nucleotide messenger RNA. NCBI's taxonomy places the organism in Eukaryota, Metazoa, Arthropoda, Insecta, Coleoptera, Chrysomelidae. The record is from the annotation of a GenBank genome assembly.
GGGAAAGGGGGAACGCCACACGGACUCUGGCGAGGGAACACGUGUGCAUGCAACAUGCACAGAUUCUGGCCCCGCCUACGAGAUCCGCCGGGUGGUACCUCCGCGUUUGACAGUCAGAGACCGUCUACCACCUACGGACAAUCACAACAUCCAUAGCCAAGAGAAAAAUUUCUGCUGGGACGGGAUUCGAACCGGCACAGCAGCGAAGAGUCUACUACUGCGGCCACCGCUGCUGCCUA